CCACGGAAUUACAGGUUCACUGCAAUUAGAUCCAAUUAAAUUUCACAAUUACCGAAACCCUAAUUACACAUCCUUUUCGCUGCAAUGGCCACUGAAGAAGAAACAACUGUCGUGGUUGGGGUCGCCACCGAACCGGCGGAAGAUAAACCGGCUGAGACCAAGGCCGGUUCGAAGCCGGGCAAGGCGAAGAAAGCCAAAGAACCUAAAGCUAAGAAAGCACCAGCUUCUAAGAAGCCACGAGCUCCUCGUGCUCAUGCUACUUACGAAGAGAUGAUCAAAGAAGCGAUCGUUAGUUUGAAAGAGAGGACGGGUUCAAGUCAGUACGCUAUUACUAAAUUCAUUGAAGAGAAGCAGAAGAAUCUUCCUGGAAAUUUUAAGAAGCUUUUGCUCUUCCAUUUGAAGAAGCUUGUAGCUGCUGGGAAAUUAGUUAAGGUUAAGGGUUCAUUUAAGCUUCCUUCGGCAAAGAUAACUGCUUCUGCGCCGGCGAAGAGGAAGCUGCUCGCGACUAAGGCGAAAGAUAAACCUGCUGCCAAGUCCGGGAAGAGUGCUAAACCUGCUUCUAAAGCUCCGGCGAAGACAAAAUCUGUUUCUAAACCGAAGCUAAAAGUGGUUGCUAAACCAAAGCCUUCCACCAAGGCUAAGUCUACUACCUCAAAGACAAAGGCUGGGGCUGCCGCGAAGCCAAAGACAACCGCAUCUACCAAGCCAAAAGCUACGACCAAGGCUAAGGCCAAGCCUGCGGAGAAGCCGGUCAAAUCUGCUAGGACUUCAACAAGGACGUCUCCAGGGAAGAGGGCGGCUGCUCCGAAGAAGGCUGCCACACCUAAAAAAGCUCCGGCGAAGAGUGUAAAGCCAAAGAGCGUCAAGUCACCGGCGAAGAAAGCCACGGCGAGGAGAGGAAAGAAAUGAGGGGAAGUGUUGGUUAAUUUGGCGCUUGUGUUGUAAAUUGGAGUGCAAUUAAGUGGGUUUGUUUGGGUUCAUACUC
Molecule: messenger RNA, 985 nt
Organism: Hibiscus syriacus
Lineage: Eukaryota; Viridiplantae; Streptophyta; Magnoliopsida; Malvales; Malvaceae
Product: histone H1-like
Exons: 2
Coding region: 85-909 (274 amino acids)
Biological process (GO): chromosome condensation; negative regulation of DNA recombination; nucleosome assembly
Cellular component (GO): nucleosome; nucleus
Molecular function (GO): double-stranded DNA binding; nucleosomal DNA binding; structural constituent of chromatin
Source: RefSeq, a predicted model, not a curated record